UCCGGGGACACGGACGUGACCCAUCGCCCCGCCCUCUUCUACUCUCUCUUUCCGGUGGCGGAAUUUGGAGAAGACGUGCAGAAAUGGCACCUCGCAAGGGAAAGGAAAAGAAGGAAGAACAGGUCAUCAGCCUCGGACCUCAGGUGGCUGAAGGAGAAAAUGUAUUUGGCGUCUGCCACAUCUUUGCAUCCUUCAAUGACACUUUUGUCCAUGUCACCGAUCUUUCUGGCAAGGAAACCAUCUGCCGUGUGACUGGUGGGAUGAAGGUGAAGGCUGACCGAGAUGAAUCCUCUCCAUAUGCUGCCAUGUUGGCUGCCCAGGAUGUGGCCCAGAGGUGCAAGGAGCUGGGAAUCACUGCCCUCCACAUCAAACUCCGGGCCACAGGAGGAAAUAGGACCAAGACCCCUGGGCCCGGGGCCCAGUCAGCCCUCAGAGCCCUUGCCCGCUCUGGAAUGAAGAUUGGGCGGAUUGAGGAUGUCACCCCCAUCCCCUCGGAUAGCACCCGCAGGAAAGGGGGUCGCCGUGGUCGCCGUCUGUGAACAGGACUCCGCAAGUUAUUGUUUUCUGUUAAUAAAUUGCCUUCAUGUAAGCUA
Diceros bicornis minor is the source of this 593-nucleotide messenger RNA. RefSeq names its product ribosomal protein S14 (gene RPS14). Gene Ontology annotation, molecular function: small ribosomal subunit rRNA binding; structural constituent of ribosome; mRNA 5'-UTR binding. Bases 84 to 539 code for a protein of 151 amino acids. Lineage: Eukaryota; Metazoa; Chordata; Mammalia; Perissodactyla; Rhinocerotidae. Gene Ontology annotation, biological process: ribosomal small subunit assembly; translation; maturation of SSU-rRNA from tricistronic rRNA transcript (SSU-rRNA, 5.8S rRNA, LSU-rRNA). The transcript has 5 exons. Gene Ontology annotation, cellular component: cytosolic small ribosomal subunit; ribosome. The record is from RefSeq and is a predicted model, not a curated record.